AUGGCACCACCUAGUUUCCCACCAGAAGAGCUCCGCCACAUAGUUCAAGAAGUAGCCACGCUUCUGAAAGAGCGCAAAGAAACAGUUUCAGUAGCGGAAACCGCAGCAGGUGGACUCCUCUCUGCAACGCUCCUCUCCUUCCCAGGCGCCUCAACCUACUACCGCGGCGGCUUAACCCUCUACACGCUCGAAUCGCGCAUCGCAUUCGCAGGCUGGACGCAAGAAACGAUAUCCUCGUACAGCGGCCCCACGCCGUCCAUCGUCUCAGGUCUUGCCGAACACACGCGCAGCACACUCGGCAGCACAUACACGGUAAGCGAGAGCGGGACAGCUGGACCUACGGGGGGAAGCACUCGCAACCGCACGCCAGGCUAUGUGGCUCUUGCAGUGGCGCGCUCAGGUGGUGCGACGGUGACGCGGGAGGUGGAGACGGGCAGUUCAGAGCGCGAGGCGAACAUGGUGGCCUUUGCGCUGGAGGGGUUGAGGUUGCUAAGGGAUGUGAUCAAGGGGGAGGAGGUGGGCAAGCUGUGA
Pyrenophora tritici-repentis Pt-1C-BFP is the source of this 531-nucleotide messenger RNA. Its product is annotated as CinA, protein (competence- and mitomycin-induced). NCBI's taxonomy places the organism in Eukaryota, Fungi, Ascomycota, Dothideomycetes, Pleosporales, Pleosporaceae. The record is from RefSeq and is a predicted model, not a curated record.